GUCAUAUCUCCUUUGAUUGCUCUCAUGAGUGACCAAGUGUUCCAACUGGAACAACACGGGGUGAAAGCUAUUGCUAUAGACAAAGAAACCACAGAUCAAGAUAUACAAGAGCGUGCUCUUACCAAGUUUUGGAGACGAGCCUUUAUGUCGGAAUGUUUGAGGAAAUCUGUGUGUUUACUGGCAAUAGACGAAUGCCAUUGCCUAAGCGAAUGGGGAGAAGACUUCCGACCAGUGUAUCGUGAAUUGAGAUCACUGCGAAGCGUCAUCGAGGCACCAAUGGUUUGUCUAACUGCUACAGCAGACACAGUUGUGAGAGACGACAUCUUCAAAUCUCUGUCAUUGUCCAGCUCGGACACAGUCACAGUUGCCAAAUUACCAGACAGGCCAAACAUAUUCCUUGAUUUCCGGAGAUCCAAACAGAAAAUGAAGGACGAUCUGACAUGGAUAGUGGACGAAUUGGUGGAUAGGGGCACAGCAACACCCAAGUUCAUAAUUUAUUGCAGGUCGACUUCGGAAGUUACAAAUGUGUAUGAAUUCAUCAGGGACGAGCUUCAUGAACAGGGACUUUCUGAAGAUAUGGAAACCACACUGGUUGAACAGUUCCACAAAUCACUAGAUGAUGACACUAGAGAGGCUAUUCUUGUGCAGUACCGUCAGAAGACCAGCUCACUUCGAUGUCUGGUUGCUACAGUAGCUUUUGUAAGCAUGCAGAUACCAGAUAUACGUGUAGUCGUUCACUGGGGUGUGCCUAACAGUGUUUUAACAUACUGGCAGGAGGUGGGGAGGGGUGGCAGAGAUGGUAGCGGAUGUAUGGCCGUGACCUAUUGUUAUGGUCGCAGUCUGGACCCUCGAGGUACUAAACAGUCUAUGAGGGAUCUUGCACGUGAGGCAAUGGCAGGUGACCUGUGUGUCAGACAUCUAGUGUUGAAGAACUUUUCUUUUAACCCCGAUUAUAUUACGGAACAGAAAAAACUGUGCACAUCUGGACCUUGUGACGGCCGUGAUCUCGACGUUGUCCAGGUGGAACAGCCUGCCGUGGAAGGCUGGUGUUAUUGUCCAUUCGUCCUCGUCGUUGCGGAUCAGGUUGUAUCGCAUAUUCUUGACCGCUCCUUCGGUAUCAACUUGCAAGGCGUACAGUCAACUCCACGCUUGUCCCCGAGGUCGGAGAUCGCUUUAUUUUCUAAUUGCGCUGAUCAAAAGUUUGGUUUGAACCAGGAUGUCAAUAACGUGAGUCGAGUCGUGUCACAGUACGAAACGGGCAUUGUGGCACUGACACCGGAAGAAGUAGCAUCACCACACCAACAACAGCAGCAGCUGCCCCCAUAA
Haliotis rubra (blacklip abalone) is the source of this 1326-nucleotide messenger RNA. RefSeq names its product ATP-dependent DNA helicase RecQ-like. Gene Ontology annotation, molecular function: four-way junction helicase activity; 3'-5' DNA helicase activity. The record is from RefSeq and is a predicted model, not a curated record. Gene Ontology annotation, cellular component: chromosome; nucleus; cytoplasm. Lineage: Eukaryota; Metazoa; Mollusca; Gastropoda; Lepetellida; Haliotidae. Gene Ontology annotation, biological process: double-strand break repair via homologous recombination.